Amborella trichopoda is the source of this 2253-nucleotide messenger RNA. It is a transcript of the gene TBL27, whose product is annotated as TRICHOME BIREFRINGENCE-LIKE 27. Gene Ontology annotation, cellular component: Golgi apparatus. Gene Ontology annotation, molecular function: O-acetyltransferase activity. Lineage: Eukaryota; Viridiplantae; Streptophyta; Magnoliopsida; Amborellales; Amborellaceae. The record is from RefSeq and is a predicted model, not a curated record.
UUUCGGAUCAAGCACCUAAGCAAACCCUCCUCCUUUCAUUGGUGGUCCUCUCCCCUACUCUCUCUCUAACUUCCACCUCUCUCUCUCUCUCUCUCUGCAAGUCUCUCCCCCUCUCUCUGCAACUCCCUCUCUCUCUCUGCAACUCUUUCUCCCCCUCUCUCUUCAACUCCACCGAGCCCCCACCAUCUUGGAGGAGAUGAAAAGCGCGGUUUCACUUUCUCUCUCUAACUUGUUGCCCCAACCUCACAGGAAGGCCCUGCUUUGUGCCCUCUACGCUCUCCUCCCCCUCGCUCUCUUACUCCGUUUCUCUCUCUCUCCUCCCACAAACCAAUUCCGCCACCCUUUCCCCAACCCCAAAAUCCACCUCCCCCGCUCCCACAAACCCAUUUCACCAUACCCCAUCAAAGAAGACUCCGAAAUCCACCUCCCUGCAAUUCAAAAACCAGUUUCACCUGACCCCAUCAAAGAAGACGCCAAAAUCGCCAUCUCUUCUGUACAAAUACCCAUUUCACCACACCCCACAAAAGAGGCAGAGACGCCAUCAUGUGAUAUCUUCGAUGGAAAAUGGGUAGCUGACCCCUCUCCCCCUCUCUACAAUGGAACCACCUGCUCCACCAUUAAAGAAAACCAGAACUGUAUGGCCAAUGGCCGUCCUGAUACAGGCUAUCUCCAUUGGAAAUGGCUUCCCUCUGAUGGCUGCUCUCUCCCCAAAUUCAAUCCCUCUGGCUUUCUCUCUCUAUUUCAGAACAAAAACCUCGCUUUCGUUGGAGAUUCGAUGUCCAGAAACCAACUCGAAUCUCUCCUGUGUCUCCUCUCGUCUUUUUCUCCAUCACCACAGCUUCUAUACAGUGACACAGAAAAGAAAUUCAGGAGAUGGCGCUUCAAUUCCCAUAACCUCACCGUCUCUGUCUAUUGGUCUCCAUUUCUUGUUCAUGGUGACGAGAAAUCGAGCGCCUUCAACUACAAUAAGCUCUAUCUACACAAGGUUGAUGAAAAAUGGUUGAAGGAAUUGGACCAGAUGGAUAUGGUGGUGAUUUCAGCUGGUCACUGGUUUCUUCACCCUGCUCUAUACACAGAGAGAGAUGAGCUUUUGGGGUGCCAUUAUUGCCCUGAUCUCAACUUAACAGAGGUGGGAUUUUAUGGAGUUUACAGAAAAGCUCUCAUGGCGGCUCUAAAGGGGAUUGCAGAGAGAGAAAGCUUUAAGGGGCUCACAGUUUUGAGGACAUUUUCGCCUGCGCAUUUCGAAGGGGAGUGGGAUAAAGCCGGGGCCUGUCCUAGAAAGGCGCCAUUUGAGGAGAGAGAGAGAGCUUUAGAGGGCAUGGAUAAGGAGAUGAGAGAGAUUCAGGUUGAAGAGGCUGAAUCAGUGAAGAAAAAAUGGCCGGAAUUUGGAAAGAGAUUACUGGUUUUAGACGUUACAAAGCUUGCUCUGAUGAGGCCUGAUGGCCACCCUGGUCCUUAUAUGAAUCCUUUUCCAUUCAUUAAUGGCGGAGAGAAGAGAGAGAGAGUGCAAAACGACUGCGUCCAUUGGUGUUUGCCGGGUCCUGUAGAUACAUGGAAUCGGUUACUUCUCGAGAUGGUAACACGAUACCAAAAAUCAAGAAAACCCCAUUAUCCGGCAAAUGUCCCCUGAAGUUCGCCAGUGAAACAGCGACAUUGCAGCUUCUCUCUGCAAAUUUCACCGGAAAAAUUCAUGAGACGGCCAUGAAUGCUUUCUCUCCAACUCUUUCCUGGAACCGAAUAGUACAGACUCUUUAGACUCUGCAAAUUUUGCCCGAAAUACUUGUGGAACAUGGUUUUCUCUGUAAAUAUGGCCGGAAUUCGCCGGAAAACUUUGAUGAUAGAGAAAAUAGCAUUUUCCGGUGGUUUACAGCACGACAUUCAAGAGGAUUCCGGCGACGGGUAUAGUAAUUGGAAACAUGAAAAGUGAAAAGGAAAAGGAGAGGAGUGGAGCACGAGACGAAGGACGAGGUUCGCUACUUUUAGUUUUUAUUGUUAUUUAUUCAUUUAUUAUUUGUGUUUAUUAUUAUUAUUAUUAUUAUUUUCUUUUAUGCGUUUUGUUGGAUUGUGGUUUGAGUGCAGCGACUGUCGCCAUGUAGGCAGGACAUGAUUCUAACUGUUUUUUAGAGAGAGAAACUCAAGAAAUGGGCUCUAGAGAGAGAAAAUAUAAGAGGUUUCAUUAAUGGAAAAAGUCUUUAUUUAUUGUAAUUUGUAUGCAAACAUUAUUUCAAGAGUGAGUGAGAAAAUGUUGGAGCU